CAAUAAUGACCUCUUGGGACCCCAUAGCGCUUGAAAAGAGCGUACAGGACUCUCCAUAUGACAAUGAUGCUCAUAACAGAUUGAUAUCUUGUUUACGCGGCCGCUUACAAGACAAUCAACCCGAGGUAUAUGAAGAGCUCGAGAAGGCACGACUCUUGAAAUUGAAGUUUUUUGUACUUUCACAAUCAGAGAUCAAUAAUUGGAUAGAAGAUAUCAAGAGGAUAGAAGAUCACGAGAAUCAGACUAAAAAGAUGUUGGACUUCUACCGCAUAGUUAUCUCUGAUUAUCCUGUGGUAAGAUUUUGGAAACCUUAUCUUGAACUCCAGGUACACUCAAAAUGUUCUGAUGACAUGAUCAAGCAAUCGUUCACUGAUGCUUUACUCCACACCGUACAUGACUAUAAAGACAGCGAUCAAAUUUGGCAUAUUGUACUUGAAUACUUCGAGAAGGUGGAACCAUUCGAAAGUGCUCUUAAACUCCAUCUCAAACGAUUGAGCUAUCCACAUCGAACUCUUCAACAAUCAUUUGAAGAAUUUUCUGCAUUCAUUUCUAGGAAUGAUGCUCCAAACUAUGAGAAACAUGUGGUUACAGGCAACAAACUAUAUAGCAAGAGCUGUAAACUGCAGAGAUACUACGACAUUCACGAGAUUCGUCUUGCUAAACUAAACAAUCCACAAUUGUGGAUUGAAUAUAUAGGACAGGUUGGAAAAUACUCAUCUGACGGUGGUCGUGAAGUCACAACCUUGUUUGAGAGAGCUGUAGCUGCAAGUAUUACUGAUAAUGCGUCUUCAACUUCCCCCUGGAUUUCACUCUGGUUGUCAUUUAUAUAUUUGAUCUAUGACCCCAAGACCAAUUUCACUGCAAUCGAAUCUAUUCUUAGCAAAUUUGUCAGGGUUUAUCCAUAUUCAAGCAAAUCAUAUGCUGAAUAUAUACGGAACUGUCCACUUUUUGAGAAUGGGAAUCAGAAAUUUUUAGUUGCUCGUGAUAGGUUUAAGAAAGUUGAUGUGAUGCAUUCGGAUAAUUACGAUGACUGGAAGAUUCUUGCUCUCUCAGUACUUUCAUAUGAAAUUUCCGAAGCCCGCAGCGGUGGUGAAGAUGAAGAUAACCUAGACAUUGUAGACAUUCUUUACGAAGAUGCGACUGAAUUUGUCGAAUUUGCCACCAAUGCUAACAAUGACGCAUUCCAUACAAUUGAGAAACUUACUAUAUCUAUUUUUGAAGAGUUGGGUGAUUUAGAAAACGCUCGAAUUGUUGUGGGGAAAAUCCUUCAAAAGUUCUCAGAUCAGAGUGAAGUGUGGUUAUACCUGUGUGAAUUCGAGAAACGCCAUGGAGCAGAUCCCCAUACCAUUUUGAAGAUCCUAGAAUCUGCGGUUGAUAAUGCUGUUAACUUAGAUUGGCCCGAACGUAUUAUUCAAGAAUGGUUAGUGGCGCAACAAAUAUAUACUGGAUUAGACGAGUAUAAAGCCAGUCUUUUGAAGGCAAACACAGCUAUUACGUUGGUAAAUGUGAAACGGUUACACAAUGCUAAAAGACGGCGAGAUCAAGAUGAUGAAGAAGAAGAAAUAGAACAAAUGAAAGAAGUCGUAAAGAACGAGGAAGACAAAAUGGAGGAAGAAGAAGCCCAUUCGAAGAGACAAAAACUUGAUAUACAAACUCCAGAUGAUAACUUGGAAGAGAAACAAGAUAAAACUAAAAAUGUUGAGACGAUUGGCUCUCAUAGAAAUAGAGAAAAAUUCACAAUAAGAGUUUCAAAUCUUCCUCAAGAGAUUACCGAGAAGACUUUGAUAGAGUUUUUCAAAGAAUGUGGACAACCAAAGGAAAUUAAAAUUAUUCAAGAAUCUGACAGGCCACCACAAGCAACGGUCGAGUUUUCAAAUCAACAAGAGGUUUUUGCUGCAAUUACAAGAGAUAUGAAAAAGAUUGGAGAAAAUGAAGUUCGUGUAACUCAAGCAGAGACAGCUACUGUUUGGGUCACGAAUUUCCCACCAGGAAUGACGCAUGAAGAGAUAAAGGAGUACUUUAGUGGAGCAGGUCAAAUAGUUGGCGCAAGGUUCCCGUCAUUAAAAUUCAAUCAGAACCGUAGGUUCUGUUAUAUUGAAUAUACUGGAUCUGAAAUUGCUAAGCAAGCGGUUCUGAAGUUUAAUGGCCAAGAACUCAAUGAAUCGGGUAAAGUCUACCAUCUCGUAGUGAAAAUUUCACGCCCUGAGGUCAAGCAAGAUAGAAGAAUUAAUGCAGCAGAUGAAGGGCGAGAAAUAUUUAUCCAGAAUUUAGAUUUCAAAAAAGUCUCGCUGAAUGUCUUGGAAGAAUUAUUUGCCAAAUUUGGAGAAAUUGAAAAAGUUUCUCUCCCAGCAGGAAAAGGAAAUGGACAGUUGAAUAACGGAUAUGGAUUUGUUACUUUCAAAUCAAAUGUUAGUGCCAAUAAUGCAAUCCAGGCUGAUGGAUCUAAAGUCGAAGGUCGACCAAUAAAAGUCUCUAUUGCCCAAUCCGUGAAACAGCGUGGAAUCACGACUACCAAUAAGAAUAUUAACACUAUUAGUAUAUUGAAUCUUGACGACACAGUCAAUUCUGAACAAAUAAAGAAAUUUGCCAGCAAGGUUGGGCCAGUAAAAUCCGUGGAUUUGCACCCAGGUAUUGGUGCUUUGGUCGAAUACGAGAAUGUAACUGAUUCUGGAAGAGCAUCCAUGGUUUUAAGUGGAGAAGUAUUUGAAGGAAAUAUUGUAGAAAUUGGCACUACAGAUGAUUUAAAACGGAAAGUGGUGGGUGCAAAAGCAAAUACUAAGGAAAAGCCCAAGCUUAUGGUACCGGCAUCAGUUGCUAGAAGAAGAAAAAGAGUAUUAUGAUGUUUUGAUAGAAUCGAAUAUAAAUAGAUAAAUAUAAGAAUUAUACUCU
This is a messenger RNA of [Candida] anglica, 2889 nucleotides long. Lineage: Eukaryota; Fungi; Ascomycota; Pichiomycetes; Serinales; Debaryomycetaceae. The record is from the annotation of a GenBank genome assembly.